Telopea speciosissima is the source of this 2328-nucleotide messenger RNA. Its product is annotated as pre-mRNA-splicing factor ATP-dependent RNA helicase DEAH10. Bases 52 to 2304 code for a protein of 750 amino acids. The record is from RefSeq and is a predicted model, not a curated record. Gene Ontology annotation, cellular component: nucleolus; intracellular anatomical structure. Lineage: Eukaryota; Viridiplantae; Streptophyta; Magnoliopsida; Proteales; Proteaceae. The transcript has 13 exons. Gene Ontology annotation, molecular function: ATP binding; RNA binding. Gene Ontology annotation, biological process: positive regulation of transcription by RNA polymerase I.
UUCUAUUAUUCUGUGCAGAAAGUACACAUUACAAAGCUAAAUAGGUUGAAGAUGCCUUCCAUGGCAAACACAGGAAACGAAAAUUUCUCCAAAAACCAACAACUCAAUGGGAGGAUCGUUAAGAACGACACCAAGUCUGAAUCCUUCACAAGGAAGCAAAGAAUCUUGCAACAGAGGAAAUCUCUACCUAUUGCAGAAGUUGAGAAACAACUUGUCGAGGAAGUGAGGAAGAAUGACACGUUGAUCAUAGUUGGUGAAACUGGAAGCGGGAAAACUACUCAAUUACCACAGUUCUUGUUUAAUGGGGGAUACUGUCGUGAUGGAAAAAUUAUUGGGAUCACUCAACCUCGUCGUGUUGCUGCUGUCACUGUUGCAAAACGUGUAGCAGAGGAAUGUGGUGUGGAGUUGGGUCAGAAGGUCGGGUACUCAAUAAGGUUUGAGGAUGUGACUUCCAGCUCAACUAGGAUCAAAUACAUGACAGAUGGCCUGCUAUUGAGGGAAGCACUAUUGGAUUCAUUACUUUCUAAGUAUUCAGUUAUCAUUGUUGAUGAGGCUCAUGAGAGAACUGUCCAUACUGAUGUGUUACUAGGCUUGUUGAAAAAUGUACAAAAAGUGAGGUCACAUACCACAAGCCAACAUGCUAACCUUGAAAAGGUGAAAGUUAGCCAUGGUACAAGUCUGAAAAAAGAAAAUGAUGCUCAGAACCUCAGUUUUCUGAAGUCAUGCCAGGGUACAAAACUACCUCCACUGAAAUUAAUCAUAAUGUCUGCAAGUUUGGACGCAAAAGGUUUCUCUGAAUACUUCAGGGAUGCAAGAGCUGUUCAUGUUCAAGGGCGACCAUACCCUAUAGAUAUACUUUAUACCCAUUAUGCUGAGCCAGAUUACCUUGAUGCAACCUUGAUUACUAUUUUUCAGAUUCAUUUGGAGGAGGGCCCUGGCGAUAUACUUGUAUUCUUAACUGGACAAGAAGAGAUUGAAUCUGUAGAGAGACUUAUCCGAGAGAGAGUUCAACAAUUACCAGAAGACACUCAAAAGCUUUUGACUUGUCCUAUAUUUUCAUCUCUUCCCUCAGAGCAGCAAAUGCAAGUUUUCAGACCGGCACCCUCUGGGUUUCGUAAGGUCAUAUUGGCAACAAAUAUAGCUGAAACAUCAGUCACUAUUCCUAGAAUUAAAUAUGUUAUAGACCCUGGAUUCGUGAAAGCGCGUAGUUACAACCCACUUACAGGGAUAGAGUCAUUGAUUGUAAUUCCAACUUCGAAAGCUCAGGCUCUUCAGAGAAGUCAAAGUGAUGCAAUUCGUACCCUGACAAAGACUAGACAAUUUGGACUCCCAGGAUGGAUGGAUGGUUCGAGCAAUGAGAUUGGUGGCCGUGCAGGGCGUGAAGGACCUGGGAAGUGCUUCCGGCUUUACCCAGAGAGUGAAUUUAGUAAGCUUAGGGAUUCAACUGUGCCAGAGAUCAAGCGAUGCAACCUUUCAAAUGUCAUCUUACAGCUAAAAGCUUUGGGUGUUGAUGAUAUUAUAGGGUUUGAUUUCAUGGAAAAACCAUCAAGGAUGGCUAUUGUCAAAUCUCUGGAGCAGUUAUUCUUGCUUGGUGCUCUUACUGAUGAUUAUAAAUUGUCAAACCCGAUUGGGCAUCAAAUGUCCCGGUUGCCCUUGGACCCUAUUUAUUCCAGAGCUUUGAUCUUAGCAAGUGACUUCAAUUGCUUAGUAGAAAUGCUGAUAACUGUUGCUAUGCUUUCAGUGGAAUCCAUUUUUUAUGCCCCUCGUGAUAAGCUAGAAGAGGCAAGAGCUGCAUGGAAAAGGUUUUCAAGCUUAGAGGGGGACCAUCUCACCUUAGUGAAUGUAUAUCGUGCUUCUACUGAGAGUUUGGGAAAGAACAAAGUAGCAAACAAUAGAGAAAAAGCAACUGAGAAGGGAUUAAGAAAAUGGUGCCAGGAAAAUUUCAUUAAUUACCGUUCCUUGCUACAUGCUUUAGACAUUCACAGUCAAAUACGAGGUCAUGUUGGGCAAAUGAGUCUUCGCAUUGCUUCUUGUGGAGAUGACAUGCUUCAGUUCCGUAGAUGCCUUGCUGCUUCAUUUUUCCUCAAUGCAGCAUUGAAACAGCCUGAUGGAUCAUACAGGGCUUUGGCAAGUAGUCAGCUAGUGCAAAUCCAUCCUUCUUCAAUGUUAUUCCGGAUGAAGCCAGAGUGCAUAAUUUUCAAUGAACUGGUUCAAACAAAUCAUAAUUACAUCCGCAACAUAACAAGAAUUGACCCAUUAUGGUUACCUGAAUUGGCUCCUCAAUACUAUGCUACACAGAACUAGGACUGGUGGUUCAAAUUCUGACAG